AUGGCCCUGGCCAACCUCACGUCCGCCCCACAGUUCCUCCUCCUUGGCCUGAUGGACGGAACAGACGUCCACCCGCUGCUGUUCCUGCUCUUCCUUGGCAUCUACCUGCUCAAUGCCCUGGGCAACGUGAGCAUUGUGGUCUUGGUGAGAUCCGACGGGGCCCUCUGCUCCCCCAUGUAUUACUUCUUGGGUCAUCUGAGCCUCGUGGACGUCUGCUUUACCACCGUCACGGUCCCCAGACUGCUGGCCGGCCUGCUCCACCCAGGCCAGGCCAUGUCCUUCCACGGGUGCUUUGCCCAGAUGUACUUCUUCGUGGCUCUGGGCAUCACGGAGAGCUACCUCCUGGCAGCCAUGUCCUACGACCGCGCGGUGGCAGUCUGCCGCCCCCUGCACUACGGCGCGGUCAUGACACCCUGGCGCUGCGCGGUGCUAGUGGGGGCGUCCUGGGCGGUGGCGCACCUGCACUCGCUGCUCCACACGCUGCUCAUCUCCGCGCUCUCUUACCCGCGCUCCACCCCUGUGCGCCACUUCUUUUGUGACAUGACGGUGAUGCUGAGCUUGGCGAUCUCGGACACGGCGGCCGCGGAGGCUGCUAUCUUCUCGGAGGGCCUGGUCGUGGUGCUGACCCCGCUGCUCCUCGUGUCCCUGUCCUACUCGCGCAUCCUCGUCGCGGUGUUGAGAGUGCGGUCCGCAAGGGGCCGUUUCCGCGCCUUCUCCACCUGUGGGGCCCACCUGGUGGUCGUGUCGCUUUUCUUCGGCUCUGUCCUCUCCGUCUAUUUCCGGCCGUCGUCUGCCUACUCGGCCCGCUACGACCGCCUGGCCAGCGUGGUCUAUGCGGUGGUCACACCCACCUUGAACCCUUUCAUCUACAGCCUUCGCAACAAAGAGGUCAAAGGCGCCCUAAAAAGGGGACUUAGACAGAGGGCUGCACCCGAAGAGGUGUGA
Equus caballus (horse) is the source of this 945-nucleotide messenger RNA. It is a transcript of the gene OR1R2, whose product is annotated as olfactory receptor family 1 subfamily R member 2. The record is from RefSeq and is a predicted model, not a curated record. Gene Ontology annotation, molecular function: G protein-coupled receptor activity; olfactory receptor activity. Gene Ontology annotation, biological process: G protein-coupled receptor signaling pathway. Lineage: Eukaryota; Metazoa; Chordata; Mammalia; Perissodactyla; Equidae. Gene Ontology annotation, cellular component: plasma membrane.